This is a messenger RNA of Magnusiomyces paraingens, 1050 nucleotides long. RefSeq lists its product as uncharacterized. NCBI's taxonomy places the organism in Eukaryota, Fungi, Ascomycota, Dipodascomycetes, Dipodascales, Dipodascaceae. The transcript has 3 exons. The record is from RefSeq and is a predicted model, not a curated record. Bases 1 to 1050 code for a protein of 349 amino acids.
AUGUCGGCCCCAGCUAUAGACAAGAUCAACCACUAUCUGUCAAAGGCAAACAUCAAGUUCUCGGGCCCCGUGUCGUCAUAUCUUCUUCUUAGCAGACCAACUCCUAUUUCCACAACUACCUCAGAUCAAGACUCCUCUCCCAAGGCUUACGUUAUAGAUCACAAGAACAUCAAGGACGUCAGAGAAACUAGCAGACACGUUCUCGCUACCGUCGACGCUUGCGCUCACCUUUGCACCUCAAUCGAUUCAGACUCCCAUCUUAAGCUUCUCAGACUGCAAACGGACGCCUCACAUUCUCUAAUCAUUACUGUACCUGCUCUUUGUUGUGUUGGAUUCAUCCACUUCUGCGGCAUGAUGAAGAAACACGCACCAUCUAGUCAUCCACGAAAAUACCACCAUCAACAGCAGCAACAACAGCAGCAAUCACAACAACAACAACAACAACUACCUUCAAAUGGCUCUUCUUCUGGCAGGCCUCCCUCGUCACUUUCAAGACCCACAUCUUCUUCUGCUGCCCGUGCUGCGGCCACUUCCAGAAUAGCUGCUAUCUCUCGUUCAAAACGACCAGUCUCGUCAUCUUCUCAAAACACUCACACACCUUCUUCAUCUUCUAUUCCCCUCAUUUCUCCAACUGCUAAUUGCGCAUUUACCUUUUCUCCCAUCCCCUCAUUUAGUAGCAAUGCUACCCAUAGGCCUUUAGUACUACCACCUGGCACGCCUCAGCAAAUAAAAUCGCGGGCUCUCACAGAAGACGACAUUGACUUUAUCCCGGACACAAAUACCCUGGCCAUGCUUUAUAGCAGUAACUCCAUGAAUACUCCUGUCAAACUCAGCCCGGAAAUGGAAUAUGAGAGCGAAAACACUCUCAAACUUUCGCGCGAUAGACGCGUUCAGGAAAUGCACAAUCAUUACAUUUCUGCAAGUGAGGAGGAAAAAAGGCUCUUAGAAGCUGAAUAUUUUCCUGUUUUACACGAAUACCUCAAGGCAAAUACUCUGCCGUUGCUCAACCAAGAACGCUGGCUUUAUGAAGCCAUUGAUGACGCGUUGUGA